Molecule: messenger RNA, 2087 nt
Organism: Tribolium castaneum (red flour beetle)
Lineage: Eukaryota; Metazoa; Arthropoda; Insecta; Coleoptera; Tenebrionidae
Exons: 9
Coding region: 137-2038 (633 amino acids)
Source: RefSeq, a predicted model, not a curated record
CCUGCGUUGUCACGACAACGUCAAGUGGUUGUGACAACAAUUCCUAGUUACGAAUGUGACAGAAAAUGACAAUAAACUAAUUUUUAUUUUUUUAUAAGUAAGUGGAUAUAACUUUUAUCGAUUUUAUAACAAUCACAUGAUAAUGAAUGAAAUUCCGGAAUUGAAGGAUGAUUUAGCUUUUUUAAAAAAAUUCGACGCUCGGGGUAAAAUCUGGCAAGACAUCGACGCGACUAAUUCGAAAGGAAAGCCGAAGGUACGUUCUAAUUUUCUCUUGCAUCCCAGACGGUUUAGUUCCGAGUCUGAGUGUUCCUCGACUUUGCAAACGCCCAGAAGGUUCUUAAGCGGAACGGUGCUGAAAACAACCCUCGAGCAGAACAACAAUGUGAAAAAAGAAUUUGAUUGUAACACGAAAUCAAAUAUGAGAAUUGACAGUGGCCCCAUUGAGAGUGACAUUGGCGAGAGUAAAAACAGCCCCACUUUAUCAAACCCUAAAACUGCAACUACGUUACGGAAACAGGUACGGCCUGCGUCCGUACGUGUUGAGAACUUUGAUAAGAAGUUCAAGACUUUGGUCGAACGCAGUUUGAAACUUCUCACGAACAUUCGACUGUUGUUUGAAGAGGGGAUUUCGCCCCCUGAUGGGGAGGAGGACUGCAUGCGCCGAUUUAAAAGACUGCAAGAAUUCACUUCCAGAUUUUCACGAAUUUAUCUCUACCCUCUAUUAAGACACAUGGACGAACUGAGUUUACCCGAAAAACUCGGGACCGCCGUAAUCAACCAAAAACUCCUCUCAGCGCAACAAGUAAUUCUCCAAGCGCUGCAAGCCUACCACACCCAUUUGCCCAGCUCUAUUGGUAAAUGCGGCUCAGAUAAACUCAAAUCGCUCCUGGAGCAAACCCUCUACUUGUGCCAAAUCUACGACUUGUUGAAAAAAGAUACAAACCUCGAAACUGCCGAAUUUAUAAACGCGAUGCGUAACCACGUCGAGCUUUUAUUAGAAGCUCUGAAAAACUUUGAUUUGAAAUUCAUCGAGAAAAAAAGCAAUGAGUCAAUCAAAAAGAAACCCUCAAAGGCACAAUGUCCGAAACCAAAAUCCAAACUCUCAAUGUAUGCGGCGAAUUCUUCGUUCCGGAAGGAUCUGGAGUUGAAGAAAGCCCUCCAGACUUUAGCGAAGAAGAAAUUUAGCGUUAAGUCGAGGUAUAAGACUGCUACUUUUAAGCACCGGCCGCCUGUUGAAAGGCCACGAGGGACGGAAGAGCAAGGCAAAAUGAAGCUGUUUUCUAGGCAUUCCGGAAAUUUGAAAAGUACACCGGUGCGGUCGCCUAUUAGAGAGGAUGAUAUCAAAACCAUGGUCGAAGUUGACUCCGAGUUUGAGGCCCCACCCAACACUGGAGAGAAUCUGAAUCAUGAAAACAGCAUUGCUUCCAGCCGACAACUGGUACAAGAUAGCGAUCGGGAUGGAACCGAGGUGGAAAAAGCACUACAAGUUUUGAAAAAAUUCCUCGGCAAUUCAGAAGAGGCGCAAAAAGAGUUUUUGAAAAAAAUCGCCACUCAAGUCGAAAAAGAAAAGAGCGACAAAGCGAAAAAGAAACUAGAGCCCGUGGUGACGGUCACGGGUGCGAAAAACGCCAAACUGAUUUGCAUCAGAGACGACAAUUCCGUCGUGGAAGACGAUUGUAAAAGAGACAAGGAGAUAAUGACCGACGCUGAAAUCAGAGUCACAUCUUCGGAAACUCAAACGGAGUUGAAAAAAGUCCAAAGCAAGUCAGUCGUGAAAAUCAGCCGACUUCCAAAAGCCAACAGGAUGUUGCAAUUGCUGCCAAAAGAGAGCGCAAUUAAUAUUAUUCAAUACAAAUUGCAAUACGGCCAGUUUCGUAAACAUGAUCCCAUGUAUAGGAAAUCGGCACACAUCCAGCCUUGGGUUCUCAUGGGACGGAUCUCGGAUGACUUGCUGGACUUUAUCCUGAAAUCAGUGACGGGAGAGUUGGAAGUGAACGAGAUUCUCGAAAACUUAUACAACGCCGAGUUCCAAUACUGACACUAUUUUAUAUUUUUGUAAUAAAAUAAAACAUAAUUUACUCAAGAAA